AUGCCACUCCUUCUGCCUCGCGAUGGCGACCCCAACUUUCACUCUUUCUCUACCGUCUACGAACACGGCCAGGUAAAAUCAGGCUGGGCCUUUUGCAUGUCAAAAGCCUACUGCAAAUGGCCUGCCAUCGCCGGCAUAGUCAUCGGUAUCAUUGUCUUUGCCCUCGCUGCCUACUGCUGCUUCCGCUGCUGCUGUCGCGGCGGCCGCCGCUCACGUCGCAACCGUGCUGGCACAGCUUCCAUGUUCAACCCAGCUCCUUACAUGGGCUACCAGCCCGCCAACAAUCCCAACAACGCCCCGCCACCUUAUGGUGAACCUCCGCGCUUUGCGCAGUUCGAUGUCGGAGGUCGUGGCAAAGCAGUGAACGAAGACAGUCUACCUGCAAUGCCGAGUUGGGAAAAUGCACAGAAGAAGCAUGUCGAAGAAGAUGAUGUGGAGAUGUCACGUCUGGAAAUACCACAAGAAAAGAACCCCAUGCUAGCGCCUGGAGCCAAUGCUUCAGCCGCGGACUUGUCAAAUCCAAGAUUUGGCUACUCCGAGGCAGAUUCACCUCUUGUUGACCCUUACGGAGCGCAUCACGCACAAGGACAACCACCCGCAGGCUACACAGGCCCAGACUUUGGACAUGGAGCCGGUCAUUAUACUGGUCCCGAUUUUACUUCGGGGAUCGGUCAGGGGCAGCAGACUUCUUAUUCCGCCUAUACCCCAAGCGAGAGCACAAGAUAUGAACCGAAUGGGAUGAAUGAACCUCUGGAGCUGGGUACAACCUACAGUAACACGCUGCCACCGCCGAGCUCGACUGCGCAGCACACGGGAUUUCCACCACAACAUGCACCUAGUGUCCUGCAGGCAGGACGGAGGCCAGGAGCGAGUUCGAAUGAUUCAUGGAGGGACGUUUGA
Molecule: messenger RNA, 900 nt
Organism: Letharia columbiana
Lineage: Eukaryota; Fungi; Ascomycota; Lecanoromycetes; Lecanorales; Parmeliaceae
Exons: 2
Coding region: 1-900 (299 amino acids)
Cellular component (GO): plasma membrane; cellular bud neck
Source: RefSeq, a predicted model, not a curated record